Molecule: messenger RNA, 802 nt
Organism: Exaiptasia diaphana
Lineage: Eukaryota; Metazoa; Cnidaria; Anthozoa; Actiniaria; Aiptasiidae
Exons: 3
Coding region: 98-802 (234 amino acids)
Source: RefSeq, a predicted model, not a curated record
AGAAUACAAGUGUAAAUCAGGACAGACUCUGUAUUACUACAACAAAGUGACAGGAGAACGCAAGUGGCCUUGUUCUUUAAUAGGAGACAAUCAGGCCAUGAUUGGUCAGCCAGUUAUCAACAAAGACUUGUGUACACAGACAGAUAUUGGUUGUCCUUCCAGUUUAGGGCAAACCACAGAAACAACACCUCAACAAAAGCCAUUUGUUUUCCUUGCUGAAGAUGUUAAAGAUGAAGAAGACAGUAGCAUAGAUGGAGAUGGAAUUAUUGAUGCAAUGUUGAAAGUUCUUGAGGAAAUAACUGAUGGAAAUGACGCUGAACAUUUGGUAGAGUUUAAAAGUGAAAACAACAAUGAAACAACAGAUAAAUAUGUCAACAAUAAAGAUAGUGAUGGGAAUAUGGAAAGUGAAAUUCAGGGAGGAGAUGGGAAUGCAGGCACUGAACACUUAGUAAAGUUUGCAAGUGACAAUAACAACAAAACAGAAGAUAUCUCUAUUCCUGACCAUGGGCAGAAGGAGAAACGUGUGAAAUGGUCACCUUGCAAAGAGAUAGAAAAUGAUGCAAUAGUGGACAAAUAUGUACAAAUAUUUAAAGAAACGGGAAUUACAAAUAUAUCAAUUGUAAUGAACAAUACUGAGCAUUCUUUUUCUUUGAAGAUUGAUGAAGAUGAGGUGGAGAACAUGGAGCAACGAGAGAAAGGUCAUGAUUUACCAAUCGAAUUCCUUCUAUACGAGUGGUAUAACAAGAUUACCAAUGGUUCGAUCGGUACGAAUGGUAAGACUAUUCAGGCCUCAUUCAGAUGA